AUGUCUGUCGGCUCUGAAAAAGACAGUGUUUGCUUAGAAGUUCCUGAAAUAAAUGACAGUGUGAAUACGAAGGUUUCUGUUUCUGACUUCACUCCCUUGAAGGUUCUGGGCCAGGGAGCAUAUGGCAAAGUUCUUCUGGUGAAAAACAAAUAUACGGGCCGUCUAUUCGCACAAAAGGAGCUGAAAAAAGCUUCAAUCAUGGUUAAUUCCAAAACCUACGAGCGCACAUUUUCAGAACGAACGAUCCUUGCUUCCAUUUCGUCGCAUCCAAACAUUGUUAAAUUGUUCUAUGCCCUUCAUGACGACCAAAAACUGUAUUUAAUUCUGGAAUACAUUCCAGGAGGUGAGCUUUUCCAGCACUUGGCUCAGCGCAGAUUUCUAGAUGAGAAAAGUUCAUCGUUCUAUGUGGCACAGAUGGCUCUGGCCCUUAGACAUCUUCAUGAGAUGGGGGCCGUAUAUAGAGAUCUAAAGCCUGAAAAUUGUUUACUGGAUAAAGAUGGCUAUCUGGUGCUUACCGAUUUUGGGUUUGCAAAGCAACCACUUGACACAAGCUCAGAAAAUUGGUGCAACUCAAUCAUAGGAACUCCAGAGUACUGCUCCCCAGAAGUUGUGAGAGGAGAUGAGUACGGCGUAAAGACAGAUUGGUGGUCAUUGGGAUGUGUGAUGUUUGACCUACUCACUGGUUCACCUCCUUUUACGGGGAAUAAUCAUAAAACCAUUAUUGAUCGAAUCUUGAAACAAAAACCCAAGUAUCCAUUUUAUCUCACAUCUGAUGCCAAAGACCUUCUGGCAAAAUUGCUCAACAAAAAUCCGCAGAAAAGGCUCGACGUAGACUCAGAUUGGUCCAAGUUCACAAAUCAUCGCUUUUUCCGGUACUUCAGAUGGCAAGAUCUUUGUGACAGAAAGGUUCCUGCCCCCAUAAUUCCAACUAUCACAGAUCCUGAGAAAGCCGAGAACUUCGACGCCAGGUUUACAAGUCAGAUGUUCACAAUGUCUGAAGCUCAACCAAUCAACAUUCCCGCCUCCUCAGACGAGCCUGACCACUUCAAAGGCUUCUCGUACACCGCGAGUGACAAUUUAUUUCAGCAUUAUUUAAGCAAUCAUAACUCAUAGACGACGCAGUCGAUCCCUGUUUGUUUUAUUGCCUGUUCUGUCAGGUUCCAUGGAACACCAAAUAUUCCGGCAUUGAUUUUGGGCAUGGCUACCGUAUACUUGUGUUUGGAUUCAUCCAAUUGGCGUUUUAAGUCAUUCAAUGCCAGCCUCGUGUAUUCAGCUAUUUCCUCAGAUGAUUCUUGACCCAUUAUGCUUGUGAACAAGCAGACAACAGAAAGUUUUUCUCCCGUUCCAGGCACAAAUCCCCUGUCGUGGUGGCUCACAGGGAUAAUCAAUGCAGUACCCAGCAAAUUCUCUGGCCUGGCUUUAUGUUCAAGACAGUGUUGAUUGUACACUUUGAAAGUGGAGGCAAAUUGACGUUUGAACUCGGCUGCAAUUCCUCCACCCCAAAUACCGAGGCAAUUGCAAGCGUGGGCAAGAUAGAGCGGAUUGCUAGCAGGGACAGAGGCUAAUUGAAAAAGAUUGCCUUUUAUGUAUUUUAUAGACAUGAUAACGGAUUUAUUU
Messenger RNA from Ogataea polymorpha, 1617 nucleotides. RefSeq lists its product as uncharacterized. The record is from RefSeq and is a predicted model, not a curated record. Lineage: Eukaryota; Fungi; Ascomycota; Pichiomycetes; Pichiales; Pichiaceae. Gene Ontology annotation, biological process: protein phosphorylation. Gene Ontology annotation, molecular function: ATP binding; protein serine/threonine kinase activity. The transcript has a single exon. Bases 1 to 1113 code for a protein of 370 amino acids.